This is a messenger RNA of Darwinula stevensoni, 384 nucleotides long. Lineage: Eukaryota; Metazoa; Arthropoda; Ostracoda; Podocopida; Darwinulidae. The record is from the annotation of a GenBank genome assembly.
AUGCAUUUCUCACUUGCUGGAUUCUUCAGUUCCUUGACGUUGAUGAGGUUGCCUUGGAAGUUCGAGAAAUUUGGACUUUCUGGAGUGAUGGAGAUUGUUGAAAAGGCAAUUGAGAGCUCCGUCGACCCGCUCGGAUCGACACGACCUCUAAAAGUCCAAAGGGCUCCGUGCAAAACGGAGCAUGAGAAUCGCAUCGGAUCGCACCUCCCAACCGCUAGCUCGAGAAACCGGGAACGCAGGAGACACCCGCAUAGAACUCGAGCCACUCGAAAGCCUCACCAUCCCGAAGAUGCUCUUACGAGCUCGUGUGAGAAACUGGCAGACCCGAAAAGCCUGAAGGCCGAUGCCAACCCCGUGUCCAACGUCACGUCGCCGUCCGAAUGA